GGAAGUCCGGAAAGCGAUCAAUGUUAGCUGGGGGGGAGUGGUGGUGACGAUUUCUUUACUACAUCAGUGUCUGCUUCAUUGAAUGAGGUUUAACAGAAAAGUCGCGUCUGUUUUGGUCCCAAAAAUUAUUUUAAACACUACGCAAACGUUUAACUGUAUUAAAGAAGUACAUUUGCACUAAACUGCAGUUUAACGGCGACGAGCUGGCGCAGGUCGUGGGGUGCCCGUGGACCAUGAGGGACAGUGGUAGCAGCCUAGCACAGAACUGUUGGCAGGGGCAGCUGGGCCUAGCUGUGGGCCAGGAGGACAGUGGGGAUGGAGGUGGUGGUAUAGCAAUCUCCGGGGGUCACCUGGAGAUGGACCCCACCUCAACCCACCAGAUUCCCAGCCCCAUGCCCCUAAAGCUGGGCCAGAAUGAAAGGGUAGCCUGGGAGGCCGAGGAGAUGGAGGGGGAAAAUGAUGAGGAAGAUUUUGAAGAUGAGGGCUGGGAUGAUGAUGAUGAGGAGGAAGGACAGACGGCUGAAGAGGAAGGAGAGGAGGCUGAGGUCGUAUGGGAGGUCCCACACAUGGUCCCCACCACAUCCCUACAAGAGCAGAAUCAUCAUCAUCAUCAUCACCAGCUGCAAUCACCACUGGAUGAUCAUGACAACGACCAGGCCGAACCUGAAGCCAGGGACUUUCCCAGUGUCCCUAUCCAGUCCAGGCUCAACGGGCUCAGGCAGCGCAGGCUGAGGCGCUGGAGGAAGCUCCACUCUCAUGAAGGUCUACGGCUCCGUCUCACCCAGCAUUGGAAGACCUGGCGUCACCGGGCACAGUGGGUGGGCACCCUGGGGCACAGGAGGGCGAGGAGUUGGCGUCAGUAUAGUUUGUAUUCCAACCGCCAGAGGAGGGGAGUGGACCCGGGUCUGAGCAGCCCACUGUCAGAUGACGAGCGGCUCGAUGGGUCUGAAAGAGACAACCGGUUGAAUGGUUACUCAGGAGACUACCAGUCCAGUCAGAUGGGUGGUCUGGUGGAGAGUGGAAGAAAGGAACCAGAGGCCUCAUCGUACUCCAUCGUCAGAGAGAAACCUGUGGAGGUCACUCUCACUGAGGAACACAUGAGAUGUGUGCAUGGGAUCCUAGAUGACUCCCUCCAGAAGUACGGCAGUCUGAUCCCCAUCCACGCUGACGACGUGGUGGAGAAAUUAAAAGACAUCUUCAACGACAACUUCUCUCAGCCUCACAGGAAACUAGUGGUCCAACACCUAAUCCAGUCCUACCAGAGGUCGUCCGGCACGGCCAUGGUGCGAGGGUUCCGUGUCAACUACAAGCGUCAUGUCCUCACCAUGGAUGACUUAAGCACGUUGUAUGGACAGAAUUGGCUCAAUGACCAAGUCAUGAACAUGUAUGGUGACCUUGUGAUGGACUCGGUGUCCGAGAAGGUUCACUUCUUCAACAGUUUCUUCUACGACAAGUUGAGGACGAAAGGCUACGAUGGAGUCAAACGAUGGACAAAGAAUGUGGACAUCUUCAAGAAGGAUCUCCUCCUGAUCCCUAUCCACCUGGAGGUCCACUGGUCCCUGGUCAGCGUAGACAUCCCCCGUAGGGCAAUCACCUACUUCGACUCCCAACGCACUCUCAACCGACGCUGCCCAAAGCAUAUUGCAAAGUAUCUGCAGGCGGAGGCUGUCAAGAAAGACCAGAGAGAUUUCCUUACAGGGUGGAAAGGCUAUUUCAAAAUGAAUGUGGGCCGUCAGAACAAUGACAGUGACUGUGGGGCGUUUGUUCUUCAGUACUGCAAGACUCUAGCCCUGGGUCAGCCGUUCAGCUUCGGCCAGCAGGACAUGCCCAAACUGAGGAGACUCAUGUACAAAGAACUCUGUCACUGCAAGCUCUCGCUGUGACACCACGCCCUUUGAGGAUUUUUAACAAUGAAGUGGGGGAUUCUGAGGAAGCGAGGGAUGGUUAUAAUGACCUAUUCUAAACUAGCUAGUGACUGAAAGAAAGGAAACAACUUUUCAAAGGAAACAUUUUUUUCCUCUUGACGACAUUGAUAUCCAGAGACUUUACAACUACAAGUGGACCUUUUAUCUUUUCGACCCCCGUUAUCUGUCCCCUCUUUUUUUUUUUUUUUUUUCCUUCUCCCAUGACCCUAGUUUUUAAUUUUGAUGUUUGUUACCUUGUGAUUGACAGAGGCCAAGUCUUCGAUUAUAUCCCAAAAGGCACAGUAUUUCCAUAUGUAGUGCACUACUUUUGAUCAUGGGCCCUGGACAAAUGCAGUACACUAUAUAGGUAAUAGGGUUCUAUUUCGGAUGCAAACCAAGUCUACUAUACUCUGGUGGUGAAAUGGACUUAUCACCUUACUGGUGCAGGAACCCCCCAAGCGGACAAGAGAGAAUAACAACCAAUCUUCACUUAUUUUCUGUUUAAAAAAAAUCUUUGUCAGUAAAAAACAUGUUGCUAUGCUUAUUGUACAUUGCGUUUUUUGGAGGGCAGUGAUGUUUUUUAUUUUGAUUUAAAAUAAAAACAAGAUCUUACAAUGUCCUGUUGGAGUCAUUGGUUGGACCAUGUUGGCUAUAAACAACCGUGAUUCCCAAAUGGCAUUCUAUGCCUUUUAUAGUACACUACUUUGACCAUAAGAUUCUGGUCAAAAAUAGUGCACUAUAUAAGGAAUGGGGUGACAUUUGGCACGCAUUUAUGGUAUUACAUUUUCCCCUCUAACUAAAAGAGACAUUGUUGAUGGGUAUGUUUUGUUUUUAUAUUGUUUUUCGAGCAGACGUUUGAUGGAACAUAAUUGAUUGUUUUUAUACCUUUUUUUAAAAAGCAUUUAUGGUUUAUGGUCAGAAUAAACAAGUACAUGGCAAGGAACAGAAA
Molecule: messenger RNA, 2853 nt
Organism: Oncorhynchus mykiss (rainbow trout)
Lineage: Eukaryota; Metazoa; Chordata; Actinopteri; Salmoniformes; Salmonidae
Product: sentrin-specific protease 3
Biological process (GO): proteolysis; protein desumoylation
Cellular component (GO): nucleus
Molecular function (GO): deSUMOylase activity
Source: RefSeq, a predicted model, not a curated record